AUGUCUACACCACAAGUCAGCAAUUAUUAUUUGGGAGACGGAGGAGCCUUUCUGUAUCCAUUGGUUAGAGAUUAUCUUGGAUGGAGAAAUUCCAUGGUUGAUACACUCCAACAAUGUCUCAAAGAACAACCAGAAAAUUUAAUGGCUCUCAUUAUUGAUUUAGGAAGUAGCUUGCAUCGUACCGAUUUGGCAUUGAAUCACGAAACCUAUACCAAGAAAAUGCAAAAUAUUAUGACCAUUUUCGAAAAGCAAACCACAGGACAAGACAACUCUCGAAUGCUUCAAUUACACAUUCAAGCAUUGCAAGCUUGGAUGAACGGGCAAUACAGAUACGCGACUGAAAUUUGGGAAGACUUGUUGAAAAUGGACACGUUCGAUGCCAUUGCUUUAAAGUUUGCCUAUGAUGGUUACUUUUACUUGGGAGACAGUGAAAAUAUUUGCAAAUCUGUUGAGAGACACGUUGAAAAUUACAACGACGAACGAUGUGUACCCAUGGAAAUUUAUGGCUACAUUUUGGGAAUGUAUGCAUUUGGAUUGGAAGAGACUUAUCAAUACAAAGAAGCAGAACAAGCUGCCAUUAAGGCCAUUGCCAUUAAUAAGGACGAUGCUUGGGCCAUGCACGCAUGGGUCCACGUUCGAGAAAUGGAAGGUGAUGUUUCACAUGGAAUUGAGUUUAUGAAAACUGAAGAAAGUGUUUGGUCGACCUGCGCAGCUUUGUCCUGUCACAUGUAUUGGCAUUGGUGUUUGUUUUUAUGGGAUCAAGGAAAAUUUGAUGAAGUGUUAAAGAUUUAUGAUGAAAAGAUUUCUGUGCAUAUGGAAUCGUUGGCUCCUCUCGAUCUCGUUGAUGCCAGUUCCUUAUUGUAUCGCUUGUAUUUGGAUGGAAUUAUAGACAAGAAGGAUUCGAGAUGGAAAAAAGUUCGUCAAUGUUGGUCAACCAUGCUUUGUAGUCAUACCUUUGCAUUCAAUGAUGCUCACAUACUCAUGGUUUAUAAUGAUCGAAGUGAUGAGAAUGUGAGCAAGAUGCUUGAUGAACAAUGGCAAUCACUCGAAAAUUAUCUUCUCUCAUCAUCCAAUCAGGUAGAAAAUGGUUCUAAUGAAACCAAGGUGAUUGAAAAUGAUUCCAAAAAAGUCUAUCAACAAGUUGGAAUUGCGACUUGUAAAGCCAUUGAUCUCUAUAAUUAUGAUCAUUUCACAGAAUCAGCAAAAUUGUUGCAAUUACUUGUCCCAACAGGAAAAUUGAAGAUGAUUGGAGGUAGUCAUGCACAACGAGAUGUCUUUGAAUUAAUUUUCAUUCAUGCUGUAUUUGAAUGUUGCAGUAUGGUACCACCACAAGGCUCAGAUCAGUGGGACGUUGUUAAAAAAUUGUUAGAAAUGAGAAAAUCAAGAAAACCAAACAGUGGAAAGGUGAAACGCUUGUAUGACAAAUUCUAUCAAUUGUCAAACUUGAAUUUUCACACCAAUUCUUUGUAA
This is a messenger RNA of Naegleria lovaniensis, 1470 nucleotides long. RefSeq lists its product as uncharacterized. Gene Ontology annotation, molecular function: protein binding. NCBI's taxonomy places the organism in Eukaryota, Heterolobosea, Eutetramitea, Acrasida, Naegleriidae. The record is from RefSeq and is a predicted model, not a curated record. The transcript is spliced from 2 exons. The coding region runs from base 1 to 1470 and encodes 489 amino acids.